Messenger RNA from Eurytemora carolleeae, 719 nucleotides. RefSeq lists its product as uncharacterized. The record is from RefSeq and is a predicted model, not a curated record. Gene Ontology annotation, molecular function: protein binding. Lineage: Eukaryota; Metazoa; Arthropoda; Copepoda; Calanoida; Temoridae. Gene Ontology annotation, cellular component: SCF ubiquitin ligase complex. Gene Ontology annotation, biological process: SCF-dependent proteasomal ubiquitin-dependent protein catabolic process.
AAUUGGAAAUCUCUGAUCUUAGUCCUCCUGGUUGUGGUCCAGUGAUCAAAUACUUGGUGGAGAAACACGAGGAACUAGAAACUGUCAGUAUAGAGUUGUGGGGUGAGAGGAGUAGAGAGGAUGAGGAGGAUAUCGUAUUGACUAUAUUCUCCAAUCUUAAUCUAAGAUCUAUUAUUAUUCGUAGAGUCUCAUUUAUAGAGUCUUCAGGAGAUUUAUUCAGUUGUCUCCUUAGCACUCUUCCUGACUUAGAGAAGCUGGUACUAACUAGUUGGUGUUCUUUAUCAAAUCAAGGACUUCUUGAGAUAUUGAAGAGAUCCAGGAGUAAUCUCAGAGAAUUAGAUUUAUCUUAUUCUAACAUUACGGGGGUUGGAGUAGAGGAAGGAGUAAACUCUCUUCCAAACCUAGAGAUACUGAAGCUGUUUUGGUGUGAUAAUCUGACAGAUGGAGGACUGAAGGAGAUUUUAAGAUUGUCUGGCAAUAAACUGAGAGUACUAGACGUAUCCUUUACUUCUAUAACAGGGCAGGGAUUCAAGGGAGUAGUAUCUUUCCCUAUGCUGGAGAUACUGAACCUGAUAUCGUGUAGAGAACUGAAUGAUUCAGGUCUCCUGGAGAUACUGAGUAUCUCAGAUAUCAGAUUGAAGACUGUGAAUGUAUCCCUGUGCUGGAAUUUAUCUACUGAAGUUACUGAAUAUCCUUCUGUUCAAUUCAAAUAUUAUUAA